AUACCACAGUGUGGUGGUAUGCUCUCGGUAUACUCGCGGUCACGGUGCAUGUUUCGGUUUACUUUCGAGCUGUCGUGUUCUCAGAGAGUCGGUAGAGUUGAUAUCAUUUGACAGGGGACAGAGUUUUUCGAGCGUCUGGUCAGUCGAGGCGUUAAUCAUGCGUUUCUAGCGUAGUCUGUGUAAUUAAAUCCACUUGAAAAUACGAAAGAAAUGGCAGUGCCCGCGAAAUUAUUAGCGAUAUGCACGGUGGUGAUUUUGGCGGUGAGGGGCACCUCGGCUGUCCGAUGUUACCAAUGUAGCUCGGACCAAGACAACAAGGGUGAAGACCUCUGCGGAGCAUACAAAAAGUUUGACAAAGAGCGAAACAUUGCCAUAGAAUGUAACAGCGAAGAAUCUCACAUGCCCGGUUCAUUCUGCGUCAAAUUAACACAGCAGUCUCCGAGAGGAUUCAUUUGGGAUGGAAGGUGGCGCCAGGUGAUUCGCCGAUGUGCUUCCGUAGCUAGCACCGGUGUAACCGGUGUUUGCAAUUGGGGAGUUUACGAAAAUGGUGUUUAUUGGGAGGAAUGUUACUGUUCCGAAGAUUCAUGUAACUCCGCACCAAAGGUACAAAUAUCAGCUCUAGCCGCGGGGACAGUUAUCGUCGCCUCAAUGAGCCUUUUGAUAUAGCGGUCGAGUGUCGGUCCGUAACCCGUUUACCCGACUUCAUUAUAAUCGGAUAUUCCCGCAGGUUUAGAAUUAGAUGUAAGCUUUUUUUACCGUUGAUACUAUCUCAGAGUUAUCAUUCGUCCGUCCGUCCAACUACUAAGCAGCGAUAUAGAUUAUCUAUUAUACAUAUGUAUGUCUUUAUCGAUGACAAAUGGCUAUUUAUCUAAUUUAUGAUCCAAGAUCAGAGAAAUGAUAUUAUCACUGUAACGUAUAUGUAUACCAAGUGUACGUAUACAAUAGAUAAUACGACAAUUUUUGUUGUACUACUUAAUAUAUUCAAAUUUUAUACACGUAAUCGGUAUACGCUGAGUGCAUAUCGUUGCGAUCUAUUCCGUCCGUAGGUUUUGUAAGUGGAAUUUUUGUAUAAACACUUAUAUGAAAACAAUUAUUAUAAUAAAGUUCAAUAUAUCUAUGAUAAA
This is a messenger RNA of Athalia rosae (coleseed sawfly), 1124 nucleotides long. RefSeq lists its product as uncharacterized. Lineage: Eukaryota; Metazoa; Arthropoda; Insecta; Hymenoptera; Athaliidae. The record is from RefSeq and is a predicted model, not a curated record. Gene Ontology annotation, biological process: positive regulation of voltage-gated potassium channel activity; sleep; regulation of synaptic transmission, cholinergic. The coding region runs from base 211 to 666 and encodes 151 amino acids. The transcript is spliced from 3 exons.